AAUUUAAAGCAAUAACUUUAGAAUUUGCUCUGAGAUCCGUUAAACCCCAACAACGAACACGAAAUUGACCGAUCGAUCUGCCAUUUUUUGUUGAUUUCAGCAGCUGUUUGAUCUACAGUUGAAUUUAAGCCACUGUGUGUGUUUAUGGCGGCUCCGUUCUUUUCGACGCCUUUUCAACCGUUCGUUUAUCAGAGUCCAGAAGAUGCUGUUACAUCUUUUCAGAUUUUGGGUGGUGAAGCUCAGAUAGUUCAGAUUAUGUUGAAGCCAGAAGACAAGGUCAGUGCAAAACCAGGUUGCAUGUGCUAUAUGUCUGGUUCCAUUCAAAUGGAAAACGUUUACGCCCCAGAAAAUGAAGCGGGAAUGUGGCAGUGGCUUUUUGGGAAGAAUGUGACUAAAACAUAUUUUCUAAAUAGUGGUUCAACUGAUGGGUUUGUCGGCAUUGCUGCUCCUUCUUUAGGAAGAAUUCUACCGAUUGACUUGGCAAAGUUUGGCGGUGAAAUAUUAUGCCAGCCGGAUGCAUUUCUUUGCUCCAUUGGUGAUGUGAAGGUCAGUAACACAUUUGAUCAGAGGGCACGCAAUGUUGUUGCCGGAGUUGAGGGUUUCUUGAGACAAAAACUAUCUGGACAAGGACUGGCAUUCGUUGUUGGGGGUGGAUCUGUCGUGCAGAAGAAUCUCGAGGUUGGCGAGACGCUUUCAGUGGACAUCUCUAGUGUCAUCGCUCUCUCAUCUACAUUGAAUGUGCAAAUCAAAUAUAACGGUCCAAUGAGAAGGGCGGUCUUUGGGGGCGAUAAUUUGGUAACCGCGAUGGUGACGGGACCGGGAAUCGUCUUUAUUCAGAGUCUGCCAUUCCCUCGUCUUUCUCAACGCAUUGCUAGGACGGUUACGUCUCCGAACAAUCCAAAGUUGUUAAUGCAGAUAGUCAUCUUUUGCUUUCUCGCUUAUUUUGUGCUCGUUUCAUCUUUGUUGUUUACCGACGUGUGACGUAUGUCUCUUUCGUUUAAUGGAAACAAAAUACCGCAUACCUAAAGACCUACCCAUUUUAUUGGAAUUUCUCGAGGAUAGAUGAAAAGGCAUAAUCCUUUUGUGUUGAUCAGAAUAAUAGUUUUGCCAUAUGAAAGAGUCUCUUUGAAUCUAAAA
Molecule: messenger RNA, 1137 nt
Organism: Helianthus annuus (common sunflower)
Lineage: Eukaryota; Viridiplantae; Streptophyta; Magnoliopsida; Asterales; Asteraceae
Exons: 10
Coding region: 145-981 (278 amino acids)
Source: RefSeq, a predicted model, not a curated record